AUGUUGCCAUUUACUCUUGCUGCAUUGGUCUGUCUCCUAGGUUUGGGUUCAGCUCAAGACCUCAUCUCAGAUCCAGGAACCGCGGGACCCCCACUUGAACUGGUGCACUUGUACUACGAUGAGUGGCCAACGGGCAUUGCUGUAUCGUCUACUGGGCGCAUGUUUUCUAACUAUCCCCCCGGAUUCGAUCCAAACAACACGAACAACGGUCAAAAUGGCAAAUACACCGUUGCCGAGCUUACUUCGAACACGACAGAGAAGGCUUAUCCUACUGUCGAGAUCAACAAUCCACCAGGUGGCGCUAUCAACUACUCCACCUACCCUGCCAGCGGCGCAAACUUUCAAGACCACCUCAUUGGCGUCCAAUCCGUGGUGAUUGACCCUCUGGACCGCCUCUGGAUCUUGGACACCGGCCGUGCUCAAACUCCUAACGGGACGCUCGUUCCGUCUACGUACGGUGGUCCCAAACUCAUCGGUGUGGACCUUUCCAACGACACUGUUUUCAAGACCAUCGUCUUCCCUGCCGACGUCGCGUACUCGGAUUCCUAUCCAAACGAUGUCCGUUUCGACCUCCGUCCUGACGUGACGGCUUCCGGCGCGGGUAUUGCGUACAUCACAGAUUCAUCCGACGAGGGACGUAAUGGGAUUAUUGUCGCCGACCUUGGGACCGGUGAAAGCUGGAGGCACUUAACCGGCAACCCUAACGUUCAUCCAGAGAAGCAAUUCGUUGCGAGCGUUUGGGGUCAAACGCUGUAUUCAAUCCCCGGCCCGGACAUGCCACUCGCAUAUUGGACAACUGGAAGCGACGGCAUCGCACUAUCUGCCGAUGGUGAUGACCUCUAUUUCGGACAGGUUGCAGGCAGGUAUUUACAUUCAGUCCCCACAAAGUAUCUCCGCGACCGCAGCCAAAACUCGGACCUGUUAGCGCAGGGUUCCAUCCAGAGCCGCGGCCAGAAAGGCGUUAGUGAUGGGUACGAGACUGACUCCAACGGUCUAAUUUUUGUGGGCAACAUGGAACAAAAUGCUGUCAACUGGUUCAACCCACAAAACGCCACGACAGAGGUGUUUGUCCGGGACCCGAGGAUCAAUUGGGUCGAUACUAUGUCAAUUGGUACGGACGGCUAUCUAUACUUCACCGUUAACCAGCUUUGUUUUGCCUCGUCGUUCUGGCCUGGCACAGACAGACGGCAGCGGCCAUUCGCGCUGUUUAAAGUGAAGCUUCCUGAUGGUGGAAGCAAGGUUUUGCUGCGCUAA
Molecule: messenger RNA, 1254 nt
Organism: Aplosporella prunicola CBS 121167
Lineage: Eukaryota; Fungi; Ascomycota; Dothideomycetes; Botryosphaeriales; Aplosporellaceae
Exons: 4
Coding region: 1-1254 (417 amino acids)
Source: RefSeq, a predicted model, not a curated record